CGAUCUAUGUUUUGUUCCGUUUGUAAAGUUAAUAGCACAGUUUUUACCGGAAGUUCCAUACCAGAAACAAAAACUACUUCCUUUUUACAUGGGUUAUUAGGGAAUCCAACAUAUAGAGCAUCAUGAAGCUCAACGUCAGUUUUCCAGCCACGGGCUGUCAAAAGUUGAUCGAAGUUGAUGAUGAGAGGAAACUGCGUCCAUUUUAUGACAAACGUAUUUCAGCUGAGGUUUCUGCCGAAAGCUUGGGAGAUGAGUGGAAGGGAUAUGUUGUUAGAAUUAGUGGUGGAAAUGACAAGCAAGGUUUUCCCAUGAAACAAGGUGUUCUGACAGUGUCUAGAGUAAGACUACUUCUUAGCAAGGGUCACUCAUGCUACCGCCCACGUCGCACUGGAGAACGCAAACGCAAGUCUGUUCGUGGAUGCAUUGUUGAUGGACAACUUAGUGUAUUGUCUCUUGUCAUUAUUAAGAAAGGUGAACAAGAUAUCCCUGGUCUUACAGACAAGACUAUUCCCCGUAGACUUGGUCCAAAGAGAGCAAGCAAAAUCAGAAAGCUCUUUAAUCUAUCUAAAGAAGAUGAUGUGAGACAGUAUGUUGUUAGGAGACCCCUUCCAGAGAAAGAAGGCAAGAAAGCCAAGAGCAAAGCCCCUAAAAUUCAGCGACUUGUGACCCCAGUCGUCUUGCAACGCAAACGUUUCCGUGCAGCAUUGAAAAAGAAGAGAGUGGUCAGGAAAAGGGAAGAACAGGCAGAGUACACCAAAUUGUUAGCACAGAGAAUGAAGGAAGCUAAGGAGCGUAAAGCUGAGAGAAAGAGGUCCAACUCAAGAAGUAAAGGUGAUUCUAUCAGAGAGUCUGUCUCAAAGAGUACACCUGCUGCUCCAGCAACUGCAAAAUAAAUGUGUUGGAGAUUGUUCUAAGAUCAGUAAAAUAAAAAUAAUAUUGCAAGUUU
Physella acuta is the source of this 946-nucleotide messenger RNA. RefSeq names its product small ribosomal subunit protein eS6. The record is from RefSeq and is a predicted model, not a curated record. Gene Ontology annotation, cellular component: ribosome. Gene Ontology annotation, molecular function: structural constituent of ribosome. Lineage: Eukaryota; Metazoa; Mollusca; Gastropoda; Physidae. Gene Ontology annotation, biological process: translation.